AUGGACUGGAUUCGGAGCAGGGCGCUCAACGCGGUCACGUGGGCGCUGAAGGAGGGAUACGUCUUCGACUAUGUGCUGCUCAUUGUCUUGAUGGUGCUGAACUUUGGAGUCGCCGUGGAGGUGGUGGAGCCCAAGGAGCGUUUCUUCAUUCCUGGCGACCCCACGCUGAGCUACCCGAAGCAGGACGACAAGAUGGUGCCCAGCUGGCUGCUGGUCUUGGUGGCAGGGGCCGGGCCCCUUGGCAUCUUCGCGAUGUGGCAGCUGCGCAUGAGGAGCUGGGUGGACUGGCACCAUUCCAGCCUUUCUGCGGCUGAAGCCUUUGCACUUGCAAGCACCUGGAAACGCUGGAUGAACUUGGUUGGACGGCUCCGACCAGACUGGUAUGGUCUAAUCACGCUGGUGACGGAGAAAGCAUCAGCAGUUUGGCUAUUGUUUGGUCCGGAGUUGCUCAGCAACUCCAGCCCAGGCCCACGUGCCUCACAUGCUGCUGUGAGGGCGUUGCACUUGUAUUGA
This is a messenger RNA of Ostreobium quekettii, 513 nucleotides long. NCBI's taxonomy places the organism in Eukaryota, Viridiplantae, Chlorophyta, Ulvophyceae, Bryopsidales, Ostreobiaceae. The record is from the annotation of a GenBank genome assembly.